Molecule: messenger RNA, 4009 nt
Organism: Pieris brassicae (large cabbage white)
Lineage: Eukaryota; Metazoa; Arthropoda; Insecta; Lepidoptera; Pieridae
Gene: FDL
Product: probable beta-hexosaminidase fdl
Exons: 6
Coding region: 596-2542 (648 amino acids)
Biological process (GO): ganglioside catabolic process; carbohydrate metabolic process; glycosaminoglycan metabolic process
Cellular component (GO): membrane
Molecular function (GO): beta-N-acetylhexosaminidase activity
Source: RefSeq, a predicted model, not a curated record
UAUAGUGUUUUAAAUUCGCUGAUUGUUGAAUGUUGAUUUCAGUUUCACUGGUCAAUUUAUUUUGUGAUUUUAUUUGCAGUUGAUUGCUAUGAAGAAUGAAUUGCUGUUUUAUUUUAAAAUCUACGCCAACUUUGUUUGUGUGUGUGUGGUUUAAUGACAAUCUUCGAGACGAUAUCUAAAACUUUUAUUAAAAUUUACAUUGAACGGUUUCCAACAUAUUCUUGUUUUGUAAUUACAAACCAUUAUUAAAAAUAGAACUUUCGAUUUAGAGUUAUUCGAUAGAGCCGAUAUAUAUAUAUAUUGCGGUUAUGCGAGGAAAGUGAUAAUUGUGUUUCAUUAAAACAUUUGUGUUUGUUUUUAAAAUAAAUAUUUUGUGGUUUCCAAUAAUACUUCCCAGGCACAGAUGCACAAAGCUGGUGAUAUUAUUGGAAUAUCUUUAACUUAUUUGUCAUGAACGGGGGCAAACGGGCAGGAAGCUCACCUGAUGUUAAGUGAGACCGCCUCCCAUGGCCACUCUCAAAUGCAAUGGCUCGCGAGUGUGUUGCCGGCCAUUUAAGAAUUGGUACGCUCUUGUCUUGAAGAACCAUUCGACGCAAUGGCAGGCCCUCCUCAUAACGGUGCUGUUUUGAUGACAAUGAAGUCGUGGGGCGAAGCGCUAGUGCGGAAUGCGUCCGCUCAUUUCAUGCGCGUGGGCAGGCUCCGGCGGGCGAUGUUCCUUCUCGCUGUGGCCGCCUGUACUGGGGUGGCGCUGCUUUAUUGGCGGCAACAGACUGGCGAUCAGGCGCACAGACCGAUACACAGUCUUUACUCGGGUAUUGAGCCGCAGUGGUCCUGGGUGUGUAGAAACGAGCGCUGCGAAAGACUCCUUGCAGCAGAAACAACGUUGCUUCAGUCUCUAGCGACGUGUAACAUGCUGUGCGCGUCCACACAACUGUGGCCGCAACCCACGGGUCCAGUCAGCUUAGCGACGGCUGCAGUACCCGUCAGAGCUGAUUCGAUUACCCUACAAGUACGAUCCUCACCCUCGCGUGAAGUCUCCAAUUAUCUAACCGGUGCCUUCUCUCUAUUCAUCAAAGACUUGAAAGCGUUAGAGAGGAAUGGGAAUACAGAAAGUCGUAGAAACGACAUUGGUCCCACGAGAGAAGUUGUAGUUCGUGUUGCUGUCAAUGGCUCCAUCGAUCCGCGACUACUUAUCAGUACUAACGAGAGUUAUAAGCUGACCAUGCGUCCCUCUGACAACGUCCUCUAUGUUGACAUCGCCGCGUACUCGUUUUGUGGUGCUAGACACGGCUUCGAAACGCUCUCACAGUUAAUAUGGAUAGACCCAUACGCUGGUUCACUUUUAGCACUUGAAGCUGCGAGUAUCGAGGAUUCCCCAAAAUUCAAAUUCCGUGGCCUCUUGCUGGAUACGGCUCGCAAUUUCUUUCCUGUCAAUGAAAUUAUUCGGACAAUUGACGCUAUGGCUGCUAAUAAAUUGAACACGUUCCACUGGCAUAUCAGCGAUUCACAAUCGUUUCCUUUAAAACUUAAUAGUGUUCCUCAAUUAACCCAACAUGGCGCAUAUGGCCCUGGUGCUAUUUAUACAUCUGAAGACGUCCGGAAUGUAGUGAAAAGAGCUAAGCUACGUGGAAUUAGGGUGCUCAUAGAAGUGGAUACUCCAGCUCAUGUGGGACGUGCCUGGUCAUGGGGCCCAGCGGCAGGGUUUGGACCUCUAGCGCAUUGCGUAGAAGUUGAGCCUUGGAGUGCGUACUGCGGUGAACCACCAUGCGGCCAACUCAAUCCCAAAAACCCUCACGUCUAUAAAAUCCUAGAAAAAGUAUACUCUGAAAUCAUUCAGUUGACUGGGGUCGAUGACAUAUUCCACCUUGGUGGUGAUGAAGUCUCUGAACGAUGCUGGACGCAGCACUUCAACGAUACGGAUCCAAUGGAUUUGUGGCUUGAGUUUACAAACCGAGCUAUGACGGCGUUGCAACGAGCCAAUGGUGGUAAAUUACCAGAAGUUACUUUAUUGUGGUCGUCACGGCUGACUCGGUCACCGUAUCUAGAGAGAUUGGAUAAGAAACGGUUUGCUAUUCAAAUUUGGGGAGCCUCUCGCUGGCCAGAAUCCCGAGCGGUUUUAGAUUCUGGCUUUAGAUCGAUACUCUCGCACGUCGAUGCGUGGUAUUUAGAUUGUGGGUUCGGUUCCUGGAGAGAUAGCUCAGAUGGACAUUGCGGGCCAUAUAGAUCGUGGCAGCAAAUUUACGAGCACAGACCCUGGAUAGAAGAAAUGAUCGGCAUGGCCACUGGGGCAGAACCCUGGCGAAUCGACGGUGGAGAAGUGUGUCUUUGGACAGAGCAGUCCGGUCCGGGUGGAGUCGACGCCCGUCUGUGGCCAAGGUCAGCUGCGGUCGCUGAAAGGCUAUGGUCUGAUAGACCAGAAGGUGCAACUGCUGAUGUUUACCUUAGACUAGAUACUCAACGCACAAGGCUGUUAGCGAAAGGAGUGGAAGCCAUGCCUCUAUGGCCGAGAUGGUGCACGCACAAUCCUAACGCUUGCCUGUAACGCACUCGAAAUCUCUUUAUACAGGUUUGAUCAGGUUAACUAAAUUUUGUCUUUGAACAAAUAGUAUGAUGCUAAAAUGGUUAGCAUAGAACGGUUAAAUUAUCUUUAACUUGGCGUUUAGAGGGAAACACGAAUUCGAUAAUACGAUAAUAUAUUGUUUACGAUGUCGAGAUAUCCGAGACAAAGUAUUUCAGGUAGAAUGGCUUAUUAACUUAAAUCGAUGUACAUAAUAUAUGUUUUGUACAGAAUUUUAAUUAAGCGUAAAAAAUAAUUAGACUAAGCACUAACUUAGAUAGUUCAAUACGUUCAAAUGUAUCCGUACUGCCGAGUAGGUCACAAAAAUUGCUUAAAAAUAAUUAUCAAUAUUAGUUGUGAAUCUAUAAACCAAUUUUUAUUACGUUACAUUUGUCCGUAUGUUUAUGGCUGAUAGUAUCACGAUAAUCGUCAGCGCUGACUUUAGUAUAAAUGGCUGUCCUAAAAGCUUUAUUAAGAUCAAUGUUCGGCACUGAUAGACCGUGAUACUAAAGUCUUAAGAUUAUUUAGAAAAUCAAUUUAUAACUGAUGUUGUCGAAACGAAUGAUACUCAUUGUUUUAGAGUAGGGUUGCGACUUAUUUCUUAAUGUAUUCGUAAUUUUGAUGAAGAUUGUUUAUAAAAGUAGAAUUUAGGUGUCGUGUUAGGUUUUUAAUAUUUUAUAAAUUCGUAAUUACAAAACUGCAUUCCUUUCCACCGCUCCAAUGUACUUUUCAAAUGUCAAUCAAUCAAAUUAAACAAUCAUUUCAUUGUUCCAGUCCACCUUGACAAAAAGCGUUGUUAACAAAUCAAUUAUUUUACAAUUCAAGAGAAUUUAUAGUAAUAAUGAAUCAAUGUAUUGGUAAUAAAGGUCCCUUUUCUAAUUUUUUAAUCUCUUUAUUAUCAAUUUAUAUAAAAAAAUGUUGUAUACAAAAUAUAUUUAUUUUUUUAUUAUAUUUUUUUACGGUGUCCUUAUUUGGUAUUUUAUGAGAUUAUUUUUAGAGGCUAAACGAAUGAACCACAAAAAAUCACGGUAAAGUUAACAAGAAUGAAAAGGGGUAUAUGUAUGAACCGUAUUGCAUACAUACAAUAUUCAAGCGUGUACUGUAAGUUUGCAGUUUUUUUCAAUAUCCUCCAUACCGGUGCUGGCUUAAUACAAAAACUUUAAAUUAAUCUACUUUUGUUAAUAAUUUUAUUAAUAUGGAAAGCAAUCAACUGCAUCAAAGUACAAAAUUACGAUAAUUUUUAAACAUUCGAAUAAAAGUCCAUGAUUAACCUUUCAAGUUGAUUACGCUGUGAUGAAGAGGUAGUUCUUUGAGUGAUUUUUUUAAUGUCAUAGUUUUAGCCUUUUUGUGUGUUAUACGUAACAAGCACAACUUUGUACGUUUUGUAAGUAAUGUUUUGGUGCUAAAAGCAAUUUUGUGGUGUACUUCUAUUGAAUAAAAACAGUUUAAUCG